AUGAAGUGCCUAAUGGUUUUCUUGAUGUUGGUAAUGCUGAUGGCUUUGGCUACAGCUCUUUUAGCAACACCUACAGAAGAAGAGGUGUUUAUUGAUGGUGAUGAUGAAGAUGCUCAAACUGAUAAUUUUGAUGCAUCUCUCCUUGAAAGCGAAGAAGUACUGCCAGCAUCUCUGCGAGGGACUGGACGUUUUCUUGCCCAAACACCGCGUGUGACAAUGACAUGCAACAAGUACCCUAGAGUAUGUCGCGCCAAGGGCAGUCCGGGGCCAGAUUGCUGCAAAAAGAAAUGUGUGAAUGUGAAGACAGACAGACUCAACUGCGGCAUGUGUGGGAAGAAAUGCAAGUACUCGGAGAUAUGUUGCAAAGGUGCGUGUGUGAACCCAUUGUCCAACAAGAAGCACUGUGGAGGGUGCAACAUUAAGUGCAAGAAAGGGAGCUCAUGUGUAUAUGGAAUGUGCAGCUAUGCCUAGAAAUGAU
Molecule: messenger RNA, 478 nt
Organism: Cornus florida
Lineage: Eukaryota; Viridiplantae; Streptophyta; Magnoliopsida; Cornales; Cornaceae
Product: stigma-specific STIG1-like protein 1
Exons: 1
Coding region: 1-471 (156 amino acids)
Source: RefSeq, a predicted model, not a curated record